Messenger RNA from Arachis stenosperma, 2003 nucleotides. RefSeq lists its product as uncharacterized. The coding region runs from base 264 to 1742 and encodes 492 amino acids. The record is from RefSeq and is a predicted model, not a curated record. Lineage: Eukaryota; Viridiplantae; Streptophyta; Magnoliopsida; Fabales; Fabaceae. The transcript is spliced from 2 exons.
UCUCAUCUCUUUCAAACUUUGCUAAUAUACCUACAUUUUAUUCCCAAGUUUUCUUCACUACUAGCUAUUAUAUUGUUUUUCCUUCCGAACCUGUUUCCCUUCUUCAUUCAACCUACAUUAUUAUUCGGUGAAAAUUCACGUGAAGUUGAUUUCACGUGAAGUUGAUAUUUGAAAGUUGUUAGAUAAAAAAUUAGUCAAAUCAAUCAAAUUAUUUAACUAUUUUCAAGUAUUAACUUCGAAUUUUCACCUUAUUAUACUUAUCGAUGGCGAGCACCAACUAUUACUAUUAUUACAACUACAUUCACUCGCUUGAGAGUCAUCAAGAUCCUCAUGAAUCAUCGCCAGAUCGAAAUGUGGUUCUGCAGGGAAGCAAGAAUUACCAGGAGUGGCGCCAAGCAAUGAACUUGAAGUUGGAAAAGACAAGGACGCUGUGGUUUGUGCAUGGCACCGAUACAGCGGUGAUGAACCAAGGACCAAUCUAUGGAAAAUGGAAGACUCGCAAAGAGCUUGUUCUGUCAUGGAUCCUCGAUUCCAUCUCGGAGGAGAUAAAAAUUAGUAUUGCGGAAGAUUCGUCCAAUAAUGAAGUUGGCCUGUGGAAAGCUUUGAUGAAAAUUUUCUCCCACCAGGAUCAUCAGUCCAUAAUCUCAGAUAUUAAGGAAGAAAUCAAAUCCCUCAAACAAGAAACACGAACUCUGAUGGAAUAUAAGAUCAAGUUCGAUGCGCUUUGGAUGGAAUAUGACAUGAUGCUCGAUGAUGAGAACAAUGACAAGAGCAAGAGGGAGCAAGAAAGAGCCAAGAGGUUCCUUGACGGUUUGAAUGACACCUUCAAGGCAACAAGAUCAUCGAUAAUGGAAGAGAAACCUUUUCCAUCCCUUGAGAGAGUUUUUUAUUUGGCAGCUCAAGAAGAUGAUGAAGCACGGAUAUUGGUCACGCGGAUCCAAGUGAUUGUUCUUUCGGAGAUCCAUGAACACGCGUUAACGUCAACGCCACCCGGAACGCCAUAUAGCUGCGAUGGAUGUAAAGAAGGAGGGUGUGGACGCAGUUAUCGUUGUGAAGAAAAGAAUUGCAGUGGUUAUGUCCUCCAUGAAGAAUGUGCAAGCGCUGUUCUUCAUCGUGAAAACCCCGAAAGUCAUCCAUUUUUCAAAGGAGAAGUAUUCGCGUUCCUAGAGAAACCCAUUGGGCAUCCUAGGUUUUGUGAUGCAUGUAGAAUGGAAGUGCAAGGGUUUGUGUAUUAUCGCGAAGAAACAAAAAAGGACACAGGCUUGGAUUUGCAUCCAUGUUGUUUGAAGCUAAGACACAACAUUCCUUAUGAAGAUUCAGGUGCAACAAAGACACUCACAUUGCAACGAGAUGUUCCGAAAAAGUGUGACCUAUGUAAGCGUAAGAAAGUUGGGGACGAUGGCGAACCUAAAGGGUGGUCAUAUGUAACUUCCGAUGGAGAUUGCUAUCAUGUUUCUUGUUUUAAGAAAUGGUUUCUUGAGAAAUUCAGAGAUGAUUAUUUCUCUGAAAAGAAGGUUGUAGUGUCAAAAAUGCAGAGCAAUGUUGUUGAGAGUAAUAAUAUGAAAGUUUUCGAAGUUGGAGAAGGAUCAAAUAGUUCAAAAAAAAGAUCAUCAUCAGUGGUAAAGAAGACGGUGGUAAAGAUAGCACCAGUGGUACUCAAGUUAAUAUUUUCAGCUAUUUUUGGAGAUCCUGUUUCUUUUGUUCUUACUAUUCUGGAAGGCAUAUUUAAUACUUUCAAUUAAAAUAUAUAAGGUGGAAUCUCAAGUGUAGUCCACUUCACUUGAAGUUGAUACUAUCUAAUGACUCUCAAAUAUCAACUUCACCUGAAGUCGACUUACUGAGUUUUCACCAAUAUAUAAUUACAUGUGCACUCUUAAAAUGUGUAAAAGUGAGGUUAAAUACUACUUUUCUGUUGAGUGUGGUUUAUUUCUUUUCAGUUUAAGCAAUAAAUUGUGUUUCCCUUUAAUUUAUAUGUGAGUUUGGUGUGCUUUGUAAUCCUUACA